AUGACGUGCACUGAUGGCAAGAGCAGAGUACUCCAUAAGUUUUUCAAGAUAAUUGUGCUCUCUCCAGAAGCCGGAAACUGUAGCACAGAAUUCCAGGUUGUCUUGGUGAAGACAGUCUUUGGUGCCCAGGAAAUAUUCCGCGGUUUACACCCAUGGCCCGAUGGACAGGCCAUGCGCAAGAAUCUUGUCCCCUUGAUCUGGAGCGAAUCAGAAAACUUGUUCGCGUCUUCCAGGUCUCCAUUCCACAUCCAAUCUGACGUGGCAUUCGAUAAAACAGCGGCGGGUGAAAUCCUGGUGUGUGGGAAACAGGAGCUCGUCGAGGGCAACAGCUUGUAUACCUCGGCCAAGACGUUUGAGGAGCUUCAAAUCUCCGAGCCGCUGCUGAGAGGGAUCUACUCCGAGAUGAAGUUUGAGAGGCCGAGCAAGAUCCAGGCCGAGACGCUGCCGCUGAUCAUGAAUCCCCCGCACCGCAAUCUGGUGGCUCAAGCGCACAAUGGCUCUGGGAAAACUACAUGCUUUGUUCUCGGCAUGCUAAGUCGCGUCAACACUUCUUUGCACGAACCGCAAGCUCUGUGCGUUUGUCCAACACGAGAGUUGGCACUCCAGAACCAAGCAGUGCUCGAAAGAAUGGCACGCUUCAGUGAUAUCAAAUCGACCUGUAUCAUACCUCCUACGGAAAGUAUCAGGGGCUCACUCCGCGGACAUAUAGUCGACCAAGUUAUCUUCGGUACUCCUGGGUCUUUGGAGAGGGCUAUCGUCAACGAGAGAAACUUAGACGUGCAACACUUGAAAGUGUUGGUGUUUGAUGAGGCUGAUCAUAUGCUAGACCAAAAUGGGUUUCGCGACUUUUCCAUGAAGCUAUUGCGACGCAUCAACAAGCAAGCACCGAGUUGCCAGCUCUUGCUGUUCUCUGCAACUUUCAGCGAAAAGGUGAAGAAUUUCGUGUCCAAAAGUAUCCCGAUAGCAAACCGAGUAUUCGUCGAAAAGCUCGAGCUCUCGCUGGACGUCAUCAAGCAGUACCGUGUAGAUUGUCCCUCUGAAGCUGCCAAGUUUGAGGUUCUCAAGGAUAGAAUCUUCCCCAUUGCCGAGAAGCUCGGACAGUCGAUCAUCUUCGCCAAGAGCCAACGUAGUGUGACCGAGCUGCACGAGAAGCUGGAAGCAGACGGUCAUAAGUGCAGUUCUAUCCAGGGAGGAUAUAGUCCCGACCUCCGUGACAAGAUCAUCGACGAGUUCCGACAGGGAAUAACCAGGAUCUUAAUCUCAACUGACGUUCUUUCAAGGGGGUUCGAUGUCGCGCAGGUCACUUUGGUCGUUAACUUCGAUCUUCCAGUCACGCGGGAUUAUCCCAAGCAGCCGGACUAUGAAACUUAUCUACACCGCAUCGGCCGAAGUGGAAGAUUUGGAAGGAAAGGAGCUGCAUUUAAUCUGGUUGUCACACAGGAGGACACGAGGAUGCUAACUCUGAUCGAGGAGCACUUCGGCAAAACCAUUUCCCCGGUGGCCUGGGAUGACGACGAAGCUUUCGAAAAGGUUUUGAAGGAGGCCGGACUAGCUUAA
This is a messenger RNA of Selaginella moellendorffii, 1557 nucleotides long. RefSeq names its product DEAD-box ATP-dependent RNA helicase 38. Lineage: Eukaryota; Viridiplantae; Streptophyta; Lycopodiopsida; Selaginellales; Selaginellaceae. Gene Ontology annotation, cellular component: nucleus; cytoplasmic stress granule. Gene Ontology annotation, molecular function: RNA binding; RNA helicase activity; ATP binding. The coding region runs from base 1 to 1557 and encodes 518 amino acids. Gene Ontology annotation, biological process: poly(A)+ mRNA export from nucleus. The record is from RefSeq and is a predicted model, not a curated record. The transcript is spliced from 10 exons.